This is a messenger RNA of Perca flavescens (yellow perch), 1696 nucleotides long. RefSeq names its product zRAB1B, member RAS oncogene family a (gene rab1ba). NCBI's taxonomy places the organism in Eukaryota, Metazoa, Chordata, Actinopteri, Perciformes, Percidae. Gene Ontology annotation, molecular function: GTPase activity; GTP binding. Bases 308 to 913 code for a protein of 201 amino acids. The transcript is spliced from 6 exons. The record is from RefSeq and is a predicted model, not a curated record.
CCGCACCUGCGCAGCCAUCUUGAGCCUUUAGCAAGCAACGGACAAGGCAGAAGAAAAAUAGGAGUGAAAUAUAUCAGCCUAACCUGAGAUAACAGGGAUAUGUCCGCUAGAAUCAAGGAUAUAUGAAACAAUAAAGGUCGAAUACAGUGGAACGACCACGGGACAGUAACGGAGACGGUAAAACAGCCAUCUAAGUGCCUCGGAUACCCGGACCUAACGUUCCAAGUCAUCUCUUUUUUUUUUUUUUUUGCCGGAGUAGGAAGGAAGAGUCGAGUCGCCGACAGAAAAACACAUCCACAGUGAAACCAUGAAUCCCGAAUAUGACUAUCUGUUCAAGCUCCUGCUCAUUGGAGACUCUGGAGUAGGGAAGUCCUGUCUUCUGCUGCGCUUUGCUGACGACACCUACACAGAGAGCUACAUCAGCACCAUCGGAGUGGACUUUAAGAUCCGCACCAUUGAGCUGGAUGGCAAGACCAUCAAACUGCAGAUUUGGGACACCGCAGGCCAGGAGAGGUUUCGUACUAUCACCUCCAGUUACUACCGCGGAGCCCACGGCAUCAUAGUUGUAUAUGACGUGACAGAUCAGGAGUCCUAUAACAACGUCAAGCAGUGGCUUCAGGAAAUCGACCGCUACGCCAGUGAAAAUGUCAACAAGCUUCUGGUGGGCAACAAGUGUGACCUGACCACUAAGAAAGUAGUGGACUACACAACAGCCAAGGAGUUUGCCGACUCUUUGGCCAUCCCCUUCCUGGAGACGAGCGCCAAGAACGCCACCAACGUAGAGCAGGCUUUCAUGACCAUGGCCGCAGAGAUCAAGAAGCGCAUGGGUCCCGGGGCCACAGCCGGCGGCGCCAAGUCCAACUUAAAAAUCGACAGCACCCCCGUCCGGCAGUCUGAAGGGGGCUGCUGUUAAAAGACCCCGCCCCCCCCAAACGACCCACCACCCUGACCAUCACCUCCAACACUUCCACCGAAAUCUCCCUUUCUUUUCCUGCCGUGUUCCCUCCCAUCAUCUCCGCCACUUCCACACCCCACCGUUCCUCCAUUACUCCCCCCCCCGACUCCCCUUCUAUCAGCCUGCUUGGACAUCUGGGGAUGGUUGGCCGAACAGAGGAGUAAACUGUGAGAGUGUUAAGAUCAGGAAACAGAUUGAAACUUGGGGCCUGGACACCCAUCAAACAGGUGGGAGAGCAAAGCGAGCAGUCUGUGAGGGAGGGACAGAAACAGACACCCAGGCCACUUUUACUUUCUGCCAAGAGGACAGAUAGAAAACAGAUACGGGGAGGAAGAUUGGUAUUGAUUUAAAGUGGAAUGAAGGCAGUGAGAGAUUAGGUUUAGAUACCGUGAGCUUAUUUCUACACACACACAAACACAUACAUACACACACACACACACACACACACACACACACACACACACACACACACACACACACACACACACACACACACGCACACACGCACACUCACACUCAAACACAGUAGUAGGGUGGCAGAGGUUAAAGAGAUUUAAGCCAAACACUUUUCUCCUCAGUUUUUGUCUGUCUUUGCUGAUCUCCUUCUUAGAGCCACCCCUCCCCUCCAACUCGCCCCAGCCCAGACUUUUCAUCCCUGGAAUAAUUUACCUACGCAAACACACACAUACAUACAUACACACACACACACACACACACACACACACACACACACACACACAC